UAUCCUGCCCUUGGUGUCUUAUUACAGCCUUCUCUAAUUAAACAUGCAAUCUAUUUUUAUGGUUGUUUAUUUUCCAGGUUGCUGGAUGCUUUUGAGGGUAAAAUUGGUUCUUCAAUUGAAACUGCUGUUUCUAAUAAAAUAAAAGAUGCAAUUGUGAAGCUCGACUCCCUAUUGCAAUCACUUCCUAAAGAAGUACCAGUUACUGAAAUCGCUACACUCAAUGUUACAUUAGUGGAUGAUCCAGAUUUUAGCGGUUCAUCGGUUGACCUCGAAAUAGAUGGGUUAAUCUCUAGUAAGAAUGAAGUUGCCCAUACCACCCAUAAUCAUAGAUUACUACAAGAUUCCUUCGCCUGCAAGGAAGCUGAUAAGAUGGUCCGAAUCUCACUGCAUGAAGACGUGCUUGGAUCAGCGUCAUCAGUUUACUUUGAGGCAAGCAAGAUGCACUGGAUGAUUGAUAAAGCUUCGGAUCAAACUCUCAUGAACACAGCUGGGUGGAGGUUUAUUGUUCCACAGUUGUACAAGAUGUAUCCGAAUCAUGACUUGAAUCUAAAUCUUUCUGUAUCAUCCAAUCCAACCAUAAAAAUCAAGAAGCAGCAGAUCAUAGCACAAAUCCCCUUAGAUGUGGUGAUUGAUGUUUUGGAUGGGGAGGAAUUGGUGCCAGUUGUAUGCAUUUACACGGUGAUCCGUGCUUCUGUAUCUGCUGAAAUUUCACAGAAUGUGGUGUCUGGUGUUUUAAAACUAAUGGACUUCACAAUGUCUCUUAAAUGGAGUCAUAUUGGUGACUUGCACAUGCAUCUAAUCCAGACAAUAAUGUCCACAACACUCAAAACUGUCAUCGUGCCAUACAUAAAUUUAAAACUAGGUAAAGGAUUUCAAAUUCCAUCCUUCCAUGGAUACAAGCUUCAAGACGCUCAAUUUAUCUGCUCGGAUUCUUGGAUUGUCAUAUGCAGCAAUGUGGCACCCUUCUCAAUCAUUCUACCACGUGUAGUCUCUAUCAACUGA
This is a messenger RNA of Striga asiatica, 1002 nucleotides long. NCBI's taxonomy places the organism in Eukaryota, Viridiplantae, Streptophyta, Magnoliopsida, Lamiales, Orobanchaceae. The record is from the annotation of a GenBank genome assembly.